UUACAGUUUCAGCCCUUUUAAAUAGCAUAAUUCCUUUUUGCAGCUCCCCCACACAGAGAAUAGAUACUACCUCGCACGUGCUCCCCCUUUGGCGCCAUUUCUCCCACACUCUAACACGCACUAUUGCGGGAGGAUUUAACAAACCGAUGCCGGAGGAGCCGAGACCCAAAAGGCCGAAAAUUUCCAGGGGGGAUGAUGACUACGUGCCAGGAAAUAUAACUAAAAUUGAACUCUGCAAUUUCAUGACCUUCAAUAAAAUGACCUGCAAGCCAGGCUCGCGCUUAAAUUUGGUUAUUGGACCAAAUGGAUCUGGAAAAAGUUCUCUUGUAUGUGCCAUUGCACUAGGACUUGGAGGGGAACCUCAGCUUCUGGGGAGGGCUACCAGUAUUGGAGCCUAUGUGAAGCGUGGGGAGGAAUCUGGGUAUAUUAAGAUUUCUUUGAGAGGAGAAAGCAAGGAGGAGCCAAUUACCAUUACAAGAAAAAUAGAUACACGUAACAAGUCUGAGUGGCUGUUUAAUGGCAAAGUAGUGGGAAAAAAGGACAUUAAUGAAGUAAUUCAAAGAUUCAACAUCCAAGUCAAUAAUUUGACUCAAUUUCUACCACAAGACAGAGUUUGUGAGUUUGCAAAGUUAACUCCAGUGCAACUCCUUGAAGAAACUGAAAAAGCUGUUGGUGAUCCUCAAUUACCUAUUCAGCAUCAGACUCUCAUCACGAAGAGUCAGGAGUUAAAGAAGUUUCAAAGAGCUGUUGAGAGCAACAAAGGAUCUCUGGAUCAACUAAAGGCUCUUAAUGCUGAACUUGAGAGAGAUGUUGAACGUGUUCGCCAAAGAGAAGAUCUCUUAGCAAAGGCUGAGUCUAUGAGGAAAAAAUUGCCAUGGUUGAAGUAUGAUAUCAAGAAGGCCGAAUAUAUAGACUUCAAAAACAGGGAGAAGGAUGCAAAGAUGAAGCUAGAUGAAGCGGCCAAGGCUUUGAAUGAACUCAGAGAGCCUAUUGAGAGACAAAAGUGCGAGAAAGCAAAACAAGAAGCUGCAUUGAAAAAGAUUAAUGGUUUGUUAGAUAACAAUAUGAAGAAGCGUAUGCAGCUCUCUGAUAAUUAUAAUCGUCUGGGAGUUUUAAUUCAGGGGAAGUACAAUGAUGUGGAAGAUUUGAGGCGUCAGGAAGAAUCUCGUCAACAAAGAAUCUCUAAGGUUAAAGAAGACCUAGCCACUGCAGAGGCAGAACUUGCUAAUCUUCCUCCUUAUGAACCUCCAAAGCACAAGAUGGAACAAUUAAGUGCUAGGAUUAUGGAGCUUGAAGAGGCUGCAAAAGAGAUUAGAUCUCACAAGAAGGAGAAAGAGAAACACUUAAGCCAUCAUAAAGGGAUCCUCCGACAGUGCGCAGAUAGGUUGAGAGAGAUGGAGAACGCCAACAAUAAGCGUUUACAAGCAUUAAAGAAUUCUGGUGCUGAGAAGAUAUUUGAGGCUUAUCACUGGGUUCAGGAGCACCGCGACAAGUUCAAUAAGGAAGUUUAUGGUCCUGUAUUGCUCGAGGUAAAUGUCGCCAAUCGGCUUCAUGCAGACUACCUAGAGGGUCAUGUUGCCAAUUACAUAUGGAAGGCUUUUAUUACUCAGGAUUCUGAGGAUCGAGAUUUACUGGUUAAAAACUUGAGGUCCUUUGAUGUUCCUGUUAUCAAUCAUGUCAGGAAUGAAGGUGGCUGCAGGGAACCCUUUCAAGAAACUGAUGAAAUGCGUAAACUUGGCAUAUCUUCCAGGCUUGAUCAAGUGUUUGAAGCUCCUCAUGCUGUCAAAGAAGUUUUGAUCGGUCAAUUUGGAUUGGAUCAUUCAUACAUUGGGUCCAAAGAAACCGAUGAGAAGGCUGAUCUGGUCUUUAGAUUGGGAAUUAUGGAUGUCUGGACACCAGAAAAUCAUUAUCGUUGGCUCAGAUCCCGCUAUGGGAAUCAUGUGUCUGGAAAUGUUGAAUCAGUCGAUCGUUCCCGUCUACUUUUAUGCAAUUUGGAUGUUAAGGAAAUUGAGAGUGUCAAAUUGAGGCAAACAGAGGUGGAGGAGACCGUUCGUACCAUAGAUGGAAAUUUGAGAGCUCUCCAAACUGCCUUAAGACAGAAGGAAGAUGAAGCAGCUGAACUUCAGCGUGAACGAGAGGAGAUUGUUAACAUCAUACAAAGCGAGAAGAAAAGGAGAAGGGAGAUGGAACACCUUGUCAACCAAAAGAGAAUGAAGUUGAAGUCAAUAGAAAGGGAGGACGACCCAGAUGCUGCAAUAGCAAAGCUUACUGACCAGGUUAAAGAAUUAAAGAUCCAACGAUUCCAAUGUGCUAUAGAGAUUAAGAAUUUACUUACUGAAGCUGUUGCUUACCGAGGAAGUUUUGCUGAAGCUAGCAUGUGCUCUAUUGAACAUGAAGCUAAGAUUAAGGAGAUGGAAUCCAAUGCAAAGCAACAAGAGAAGUUUGCCUUGCAAGCAUCAUUAUACUUUGACGAAUGUAAGAAUGCAACAGAGUAUUGCCGACAGCAGCUGUCAGUUGCCAAGAAACAUGCAGAAUCCAUUGCUCCAAUUACUCCUGAGCUUCAGCAGGCCUUCCUGGAGAUGCCUACUACAGUUGAAGAUUUGGAAGCUGCAAUUCAAGAUACAAUAUCUGAAGCCAAUUCUAUUCUUUUCCUUAAUCAUAACAUUUUGGAGGAAUAUGAAAGUCGUCAAAAAAAGAUUGAAGAGCUUACUAAUAAGCAAGAAAUGGAUGAAAAGGAAUUAAAUAUCCGUUUAGAUGAGAUCAACGCGCUGAAGGGAAGUUGGCUCCCAAUGUUGAGAAGCCUUGUUACUCGGAUUAAUGAAACUUUUAGUCACAAUUUCCAAGAAAUGGCUGUUGCAGGCGAGGUGUCUUUAGAUGAACAUGACAGAGAUUUUGAUCAAUAUGGGAUCCUGAUAAAAGUCAAGUUCAGGCAAACGAGCCAGCUUCAGGUUUUAAGUGCUCAUCACCAAUCUGGAGGGGAGCGCUCAGUUUCAACUAUUCUCUACCUCGUCUCUUUACAAGACCUCACAAACUGCCCAUUUAGGGUAGUUGAUGAGAUAAAUCAAGGCAUGGACCCAAUAAACGAGAGGAAAAUGUUUCAGCAGUUGGUCAGAGCAGCCAGCCAACCAAAUACGCCACAGUGUUUCUUGCUUACUCCAAAAUUGCUGCCAAAUCUAGAGUACAGUGAUGCUUGCAGCAUUCUUACUGUGAUGAAUGGUCCUUGGAUCGAGCAGCCGUCAAAAGUGUGGAGUGGUGGUGAGAAUUGGGGAUCUGUCAGAAUCCCAAUGGGGGAAAACCGCUGCUGAGGGGCUUAUGCGUCCCCCAAUGUUCACUGUCCAUAACAAUCGGACACGAGAUGGAGAGUUUUAGUGUUCUUAAUGAUGUAAAUGUGGAUGAUUUUUGGCUGGCACAGGUUAAAUUCUUGUAAUUUAGGACUAAUUGAAAUUUAGCCCAUGCCACUCUGUACUGUGUUGUAGCACUCUAUUGGUCUCCCAAUUGUAAGGAUUGUCCUUUAACUAACCUUUCAGAGAUGUGAGCUCUUCAUUUUUGUCUUCA
Sesamum indicum (sesame) is the source of this 3555-nucleotide messenger RNA. RefSeq names its product structural maintenance of chromosomes 5 (gene SMC5). Gene Ontology annotation, cellular component: nucleus; Smc5-Smc6 complex. Gene Ontology annotation, biological process: double-strand break repair via homologous recombination. The record is from RefSeq and is a predicted model, not a curated record. Gene Ontology annotation, molecular function: single-stranded DNA binding. Lineage: Eukaryota; Viridiplantae; Streptophyta; Magnoliopsida; Lamiales; Pedaliaceae.